Messenger RNA from Capronia epimyces CBS 606.96, 1125 nucleotides. RefSeq lists its product as uncharacterized. The transcript has a single exon. Gene Ontology annotation, molecular function: oxidoreductase activity. The record is from RefSeq and is a predicted model, not a curated record. Lineage: Eukaryota; Fungi; Ascomycota; Eurotiomycetes; Chaetothyriales; Herpotrichiellaceae. Bases 1 to 1125 code for a protein of 374 amino acids.
AUGCCUGGCAUCACUGUCCAGCCCAUCAACCCCUCCAGUCCCGAGCUCGGAGCGCUCCUGGAGAACGUCGAUCUGGACAACCUGUCCGAUGCCGACUUCAAGACCCUUCGAGAUGCUCUAUACAACCACAACGUCGUCUGCCUCAAAGGACAGUCCAAGCUCACGCCCAAGGCACAAGCCGAGCUCACUCGCCGCUUCGAUCCUGAAGCCAUGUCGUACGGUCACGGCAAGACGAUCGAUGCCAAGCGGUCCAUUCUACACCCUGAUCUCAAGACGAUCCCGCACCAGCCGGAAGUCCAGGUCAUCGGCAACGGCUUUGUCGAAGAGUUCGAGGGCCUGAAGAACAUUACGCUCCGACACCCGCACCACCGGACCUUCCACCAGACGGUGAUCCCCGACGACCAGGAUCUCGACUACACACGCUUCUACCGCUGGCACAUUGACGCGGCGCUGUACGGCAAGCUACACCCGCCGCUGGUGACGUCGCUGCUGGCGGUGCGCGUGCCCAGCGGCCGGAAGCAAACACUGCUCUACGACGACGGUAGCGACGAUACCCUGCAGGUGCCUUUGGGCACGACCGCCUUCGUGUCCGGCUACACCAUGUUCGACCGGCUCAGCCCGGAGCAGAAGGAGUUCGUGCUGACCUCCAAGAUUGAGUACGCGCCGCACCCGUAUGUGUGGAUCUCGACGGCCAAGUCGCGCCCGGACGGUCUGGGCAUGGUAUCGGAAGGCAAGGAGGUGCCGCUCGAGUCGCUGCCGACCAUCGAACACCCGACCGACAUCCAGAUCCUGCCUAUGGCCUGGCGCAACCCCGUCACCGGCCGCUUCGCCCUGCAGAUCCAUCCGUCCGUCGUGCGCAAGAUCCACCUGAGCGAUGGCCGGGUCCUCGACAAUCUCGCCGAGGUCCGUGAACUCGUCCACUCCCUGCAGCGCCCCGGCAUCGCCCCAGACCUCGUCUACGCCCAUGACUGGCAGGAAGGCGAUUUGGUGCUGUUCAACAACCACGGCGUUCUGCACAGCGUGGUUGGCGCCUUCGCCGAGGACGAGGUCAGACUCUUCCGACAGUGCAACCUGGCAGCCAGCCGACCGCCGACCGGUCCACAAGACGGUGUGCUCGCCAACUAA